CUUUCUCUUUUUCUCCCUCUCUACUCUCUCAUCUUAAUAUGGGACAGAAUGCUAGCCAUGGUUAUGACGAGAAUAAAGGAUCAACCAUCUUUGGGUAUAUUGCUUUAGCUCAACCAUUAUCAGUGUACAUGAAACAAGAUCGAGAGAUUAUGGUAGAGGACAAUCUUUUAUUCAAAUCGUUUCUCUAUGGUCUCGAAGGUACCAAUUCAUCCAUGUCUAUAGACAAAAUGGAGCAAGAAAAUAGAACGGAUUCAGGGUUAUUUUUGUUGUCUGGAAAAAAGAGUCGAUUAUGGAAAGAUUUAAUUUAUGUCGAUCAAACAUACUAUCAACAAAAAGAACCCUCCAACCUAUUACAGCAUUGUUUAAGAAAGGACACUCUUCAACUAGGUAGUGCCAUUACCUUUCAAGAUGUGUUUACUAUGAACCUUUCAAACAUGCAGGAUGUUGAGCUCACAAAAAGAGGAUUGGGAUUGGUAAGCCCUAAUGUCGGUUUAUUACCAAUGAUAAGGAAAUUAGAUCUAUCACACAAUUUAUUACAGGAAAUACCUGACGCCAUUGGCUAUUUGCAUCAAUUGGAAGUCUUGUCGGUUUCUCAUAAUCAUAUCACCUCUAUACCUGAUACUAUUUGCCAUCUUACACAGCUUAAGGAACUCAAUUUGGCGCACAACCAAAUCAGCCAUCUUACGCCAUUUGUCCGCCAUCUCAAGAGCUUGCAAACACUAAACUUGAGCCAUAAUCAUCUUAGAAGAUUCACUUGUUCAAUCAAAGGUCUUCAAGGCCUAGCUUCUCUUGAUCUUUCCUACAACCCACUAACUGUUCUACCUGCUGAAAUAACACACCUACCGUUUUUACGCCGGCUUCGGGUAGACGGCUGUCUCUUUCGACAUUCACUUGAUCAGCCUACAGAAUUAGUGCAUAAUCCACCCAGCUUAUUAGAAACAUGUGCCAGGCAAAUUGUCAGAAAUGAACAUAUUUUUCUCACAUCAUUUGCAACCAUCUCUAAAAAAAAGAAAAAGGAUCCCACUAUAGCACUCAAACUGAAAUCACUAUUGUCUGAACCACUCUACGACUAUCUCUGUAGUUCAAAAGCAUGUAGCCAUUGCCAUGGUCCUUACUUUGAGUCAUAUGUAGCAAGGGGAAGAUGGAUUGAGCGAAAUGAUAUAUGGAUUCCUUUAGAAUACCGGUUAUGUUCGGCACAUUGGUCAGAUGAAUCUGAUAGAGUUUAUGCCAUGUUUUCAACCACUUUGUCUUGUAGUCAACCAGAUAUAGAAUCAGUCUUUCGACUACCAAAGCCAGAACUAGACAUCCCGGAUCAUGUUUUAACAGCUCGUAAUAGAUCUUACUUUAAUCAUACAUCAUUGGCAAGACGAUCAUCAAUUACUACACCUAUUCAACAGCAACAAGAGCAAGAGCAUGACUCUAUGAACACCUCUUCAACAUCAUCUGUUAAAAGAUGGAGGUUUAGAGUUCGAAAUCGCUCAUCUUUUCUAAAGAAUCAUCGGUUAUGUUUAUAGUCCUUUUUUAAUUUGUAAUUUGUGUAAAAUAUAUUUCUUUUUUUAAAAAAAA
This is a messenger RNA of Gilbertella persicaria, 1566 nucleotides long. RefSeq lists its product as uncharacterized. The coding region runs from base 39 to 1514 and encodes 491 amino acids. The transcript has 2 exons. The record is from RefSeq and is a predicted model, not a curated record. Gene Ontology annotation, molecular function: protein binding. NCBI's taxonomy places the organism in Eukaryota, Fungi, Mucoromycota, Mucoromycetes, Mucorales, Choanephoraceae.